Messenger RNA from Rhincodon typus (whale shark), 2893 nucleotides. RefSeq names its product endothelial PAS domain protein 1b (gene epas1b). Gene Ontology annotation, molecular function: RNA polymerase II transcription regulatory region sequence-specific DNA binding; protein dimerization activity; DNA-binding transcription factor activity, RNA polymerase II-specific. Lineage: Eukaryota; Metazoa; Chordata; Chondrichthyes; Orectolobiformes; Rhincodontidae. Gene Ontology annotation, cellular component: nucleus. The transcript is spliced from 10 exons. The coding region runs from base 14 to 1651 and encodes 545 amino acids. The record is from RefSeq and is a predicted model, not a curated record. Gene Ontology annotation, biological process: regulation of transcription by RNA polymerase II; cellular response to hypoxia.
CCUCUCUGCUCCUAUGAUGCUGCUUGGCCUGCUGUGUUCAUCCAGCUCUGCACCUUGUUAUCUGAGAUGUGUACGUUCUCCUAGUUGUGAUGAAAGAAGCAACUCAGAGAGAAGGAAGGAAAAAUCGAGGGAUGCAGCAAGAUGCAGAAGGAGCAAAGAAACAGAGGUGUUUUAUGAGCUUGCUCACCAGCUGCCACUACCACAUAGUGUCAGUACCCACCUGGACAAAGCAUCUAUCAUGCGGCUGACAAUUAGCUUCUUACGAACCCGCAAACUUUUGAGCUCAGGAGGGCCUGAGACUGAAACUGAAACUGAAAAACAGAUGGAUGCUUUGUAUCUUAAAGCUUUGGAAGGGUUUAUCAUGAUGGUCACGCAGGAUGGAGACAUCAUUUUCCUAUCAGAAAAUAUUAGCAAGUACAUGGGUCUUACACAGGUGGAGUUGACUGGACACAGCAUUUUUGAUUUUACCCAUCCUUGUGACCAUGAGGAGAUCAGAGAAAAUUUGACUGUAAAAUGUGGCUUUGGAAAGAAACACAGAGAUGUGAACACAGAACGUGACUUCUUCAUGAGAAUGAAAUGUACUGUGACAAACCGCGGAAGAACUGUCAACCUCAAGUCUGCCACCUGGAAGGUGUUGCACUGUACUGGCCACAUCAAAAUAUACAAUGCCUGCCAAGCUCAUACACUGUGUGGGUACAAGGAGCCACCCCUGACUUGCUUGAUCAUGAUGUGUGAGCCGAUUCAACAUCCAUCUAAUAUUGACGUUCCACUGGACAGCAAGACAUUCCUGAGCCGUCACAGCAUGGAUAUGAAGUUUACCUACUGUGAUGAGAGAAUUGCAGCACUGAUGGGAUAUUGUCCGGAAGAACUGCUUGGCCGUUCAGUUUAUGAGUUUUACCAUGCAAUGGAUUCAGAUCACAUGAUUAAAAGCCACCAAAACUUGUGCACUAAAGGUCAGUCAGUUACUGGCCAGUACCGGAUGCUCGCGAAACACGGUGGAUACGUGUGGCUUGAGACCCAAGGGACAGUCAUCUACAACAGCCGUAACUCUCAGCCACAGUGCAUUGUGUGUGUCAACUACGUACUGAGUGAGAUUGAGAAGAAGAAUGUUGUAUUCUCCAUGGACCAGACAGAGUCUCUGUUCAAGCCUUGCCAGGCCAUGAGAAAUAUGAAUGGGAAGCAUAUCUGCGGUGGUCCAAUGCCAGAUGAUGGUAAUCUGCUCUUCAGUAAACUGAAGGAAGAACCCGAAGAAUUAGCACAACUUGCGCCUACACCUGGAGAUUCCAUUAUUCUACUUGAUUUCAGUGUCAAUGGAAACCAACAGUUCGAGGAAGCUCCUCUUUAUAAUAAGGCUAUUAUUCAACGAAACAAGCUGUGGCCGACGGAAGCAACAAAACCAAAUGUGAAAGGUCCUACCGAGCUCAGCAAGCAGUCAUCACCGGAUCUGCACCAAUUUACAGUACCACAGGUCCCAUCGGGCAAUUCCACUCCACGCACAUGCAGCAGCACCUCUUGCUCUUCAGUAAGUGAUCAGAGAAAAUUACUGUCACAAAACCGGAGAACAGCAGCAGCAAUGACUUACAUCUAUAUAAAACCGUUAGCGUGGAACAAGCUACAUGUGAAAACGGAAAAUGAAAAGAAAAUAAAUUAACUAAAGGAAUGGACAUUGUGCCAUAGUUGUAGUGUUAGGAGAGGUCGAUGAAAGGUUGUUUGAAGUAAUGCCUGCUUGCAUGUCAUACGAAUCAGGUCUAGUGGUAGGGUAUUUGGCUGUUUCAGCCUGCUCUGCCAUUUGAUAAGAUUGUCACCUCAACUCUGCUUUCCUCUCUACUUCCUGUUCCACUUGCUUGAUGAUGAAGGAGCUAUCCAACUUGACUUUAAAGAUAUGCAGUGACCCUCCUCUACUGGUCUCUAUGGAAGAGAAUGCCACAGACUAAUGAGCCUCUGAGAGAAAAAUAUUCUCUUAAUCGCCACCUCAAACAGUUCUACCAGCCAUCCCCUGAAGGAAAAUCAUUCUUUCAGUAUCCACCCUGUCAAGCCUGUUCAGGAUCUUAUAUGUUUCAACAAGGUCACCUCCCAUUCUUCUAACCUUCAAAGGAUACAGAAUGAACUCAUCUCACUACAAAGCCCUUUAUCUUGGCAAUCAUUUAAGUGAAAGUUCUCUGAACUGCCUUUAAGGCAACUAUAGUGUUUCAUAAUUAGGAAGACCAAAACUGUAUGUGUAGUCUCACCAAUGCCCUAUAUAGCUGUGGCAAAACUUCAUUACACCUAUAUAGAAUUCCUCUUGUAAUGAACAACAGAAAUCCAAUUGCCUUCCGAAUCAUCAGCCGUACGUGCACGCUAAUAUUUUGUUAUUUAUGUAUCAGGACACCCAGGUCCCUCUGUAGUGCAGAGUUCAGCAGUUUCAAUUCAUUUAAAUACCAUACCAUAAAAAAAAAUCUGCCAAAAUGGACAAGUUCACAUUUUCCAGCAUUAAAGUCCAUUUGCCAAUUUUUUGCCCACUUGGUUAGUCUGUCUUUACCCUUUUGCAGACUUCUUACAUCUUCUUCACAAUUUACUCUCCUGCUAAUCCUUGUGUCAUCAGCAAAUAUAUAUUUGCUCCCUUUACCCAGGUCAUUGAUAUAAAUUGUAAAUAGUUGAGGUCACAGCCCUUAUCCCUGUGGCAUUCUGCUACUUACAGGUUGCCAAACCAAAAUUGACUAAUUUGUUUCUACUCUUUGCUUUCUGUAGGUAAGCAAUCCUCUGUCCAUGAUUAGAUGCCACCCCUACACCAAGAGCUCUUACUUUGUUUACUUACAUUUGAAAUGCCAUUUUAUCAAAUCCAAGUAUACUUUUAUCAAGAGAUAGCAGGAACUGCAGAUGCUGGAGAAUCUGAGAUAACAAGGUGUAGAGCUGG